GACUGUUCCUUGAGUUGUUAUUUUUGUUCUUGUUUCCAGAAUCAAAAGUUUAUUAUUCUGUAUUCUGACACGGUAACACCAAGGAGUAUCGAAUGGGCAGAGAAAUUUGAUCCCAACUGAACGUAUCAGGCUGCGUGAUGAGUAUAAAUUUCAACAAGAAAAUCUUAUUGAGAACCAAAGGAAAUUUCUUCUCCUUUAUUAGCCUUAUCUUCAGGCGCCAAACUCAUCCCCUGGCUGCUAGGUUUUGCCUUCUCAAAUAUACCAAAGAUUCAGGGGUUGGAUCCUCCGUUCAAAAGACUCUCAAAUCCAGCUUUAGUUGUUGAUCAUUCAUUAGUAUUAAUAUUCCCAAGAUUCAAGGCAUUAGAUCUUUUGCUCAAAAGAUUCUCAAAUCUUCCCAAUCUUCAGUUGUUGGAUAAUUUCAAUUGUUUAGAAAGUGGGAAAGGGAUGGAGACCAUUGAAGCCAUUAUGCAAGUAGUAGGGUCUAAGCUUGCCUCUGCUAUAGGAAUGAAAGAGCAAGGAUCAUUGCCAGGUGUUAACCUGCUGCAACUUAAAGAUCUGCAAAAGAAGUUCUUGGAAGUCCAGGAAUUUGUUGAUGAGACCAGAGAGGAGCUCAGAGAGAAUUUCACCGUUUGUCUUUUGCUUGGGAACCAUUUUAGGAGCCUUAUGUACAGUGUAGAUGACUUACUCAACACACUAAUCGCAUGCGAGAAACACUUUCAGAAAAUUGAUCCUAUGGACCUUUUAAUAGACAAGUUCUUAUCAUCCUAUUACUACCUAAUGGAUAAGAUUACUGAAGCAUUAGGUGAAUUGAGAGAGAUAUUGGAGAGAUGCCGUUUUGAUGGAUGCCAUACUUUCAAGUUGAUGCAUGAGAGGGAUAAGAUUGUGGAAUGGUUAUUGUCAAAUGAGAACUCCGAGUCCAGUGCUAACAAAGGGAAUUUGGGUAUAAUUGCAGAAUGGUUAUUGCCGAAUGAAAACCCCAAAUCCAGUGCCAACAAAGGGAAUUUGGGUAUAAUCAGAAUACUUGGCAGUGAGAACACUUACCUUGCCUGGUUGGCCUACAACCAUGAAAGGGUGAAGGCACAUUUUGAUCUUAGUGCUUGGGUUUUCAUGCAUCAGAUUUGUGACCUCACAAACGUUACAAGGUGUAUUUUGCAGUCUGCUCGUCAGUCUCAAAUGAAUAUCCAGGACCUUCUACAUAGCAAGAAAUAUUUUCUUGUGCUAGCCAAUAUAUGUGAAGAUAAUUACUCUGUAUGGGAAGCUUUACAGUCUGUUUUAAUUGUUGGAGCUCCAGGAAGCAAGGUUCUCUUAACUACUAAUGAGCGCUUUGAGGUUGUUUCAAACAGUUGGAAUGUGCAAACUUUGAAGACUGAUUAUGGGAGGUUGUAUAGAUUAUUGGAUGGCAAACGGGAGGAUUCAUGGAAUGAGACUUACCACCAUCUUCCCUUGCAUCUUCAGCAAUGUAUUGCUUAUUGCUCUGUAUUUCCCAAGGAUUACCCUUUUGAGAAGGAUAAAUUGGUCCAGCAAUGGAUGGCACAGGGUUAUGUUUUGCCUGAAAGGGGGAGAAGGAUGGAAGACAUAGGUUCUAGCUACUUUGAUUACCUACUUUCAAGGUCCUUCCUGAAAGUAAAAGUUAAAGAUGAAUGUGAAGCUCAAACUGAUGGCUUUCAGUUAUUCGAAGAAAUUCCCUGUAGUGAUACAAGGUACAAAAUGAAUGCCCGUAUCCAUGACCUGGUUCUGUCCCUUUGGGAGAAUGACCGCAUUAUGUUGAAGGAAGACUUUAGUAGUUUGUCUGAAAACACAAGGCACUUGUCUUUGCUUUGUGACCAUUUUUCUGAUAGUACUUUUGAUGCCUUAGGUUUAUCGUGUAGUGGCUUACGUAGUUUGCUAUUUCUGAGAGGCAAUCAGGGUGCUUACUUCCCAGACAAGCUGUCCCCAAAUUAUCUAUACUUGCGUGUGUUGGACCUGAGUCACACCAAGUUGGAUAGAAAAUUUACAUUUGCAACUGGAGGAUUGAGGUUUUUAUGUUAUCUUGACCUUUCUGAGAGUAGCAUUGGAUGGCUGGAUGGAGAUUUUCAUGAGCUCCAAACACUGAGACUCCUUCGUUGCUAUAGCCUGUGCAAGUUUUCAAUUCAUGUAAACAGUCCAGUUAACUUACGACAUUUACAAAUAGAUACAUCUUAUUCUCAUAAGUUGACUAAGAUGCCAGAAAAAAUUGGGGAACUAACUUGCCUUCAAACGUUACCAUUUUUCUUUGCUAGUAGGGAGACGGGAUAUCGUGUUGGAGAGCUAAAGAAACUGACUGAGCUUCGGGGAGAACUUGGUAUUUUUCAGCUCGAGAAUGUGCAUUCGCUUGAAGAGGCUGAAGAGGCCAUGCUACAGAACAAGCAACAUCUGAACAAAUUGAUACUGCAAUGGAAUGGGGAAUCAAAACAAUAUGGACUUGAGGAUGUCUUGGAAGGCCUUCGACCACACGAGAACCUCAAGGAAUUAGAAAUAGUAUCAUAUGAUGGUUUGUUGUUCCCUUCUUGGUUGGGCAAUCCAUUAUACUCGAAUCUUAUAUCUAUUUCCUUGAAAUGCUGUAGAAAGUGUCAAUUCCUCCCACCACUAGGCCAGUUACCUCACCUCAGGUUUCUCAAGAUAAGUAGUUUAGAAGAAGUGAAACAUGUGGGCUAUGAGUUCUACCGAGGGGAUUCUGUAAAGGGAUUUUUGUCACUGGAGAAACUAGAGUUUGAAGGCAUGAGUAAGUUGGAGAAAUGGGAUGAUUUUGAGCAGGGUGAAUUCCCUAUCCUACGUGAACUUGAUGUGAUUUCUUGUCCCAAACUUAGGCAUCUUCCAGACCUCAAGUAUCUUAUGUGCUUGCAAAACUUGAGGAUUGAACAUUGUUCAGAUCUUGAAUCCCUUCCAAGGGAGGCAUUGCCUACUUCGCUUGAAUCAUUGACUGUUAAAGAGUGUCCCAAGGUAAAAGUGGUGCCAAAACAGAGAGGAGUGAAAUCUUUGAUGAAGACUUAUCCUGGGGACCUGGCAAGAAACAACUUCUCAUCAUAUAUUCACAAUAGAAUAAAUAAUAUUCAGAAGGAAUUAGAUGAACUGAGAGAGAUAACACAGAAUUUGGAAAUAAAUUUUGAUGAUGGAGGCACAGUUUGAUUUUAUUGUAUUGCAAAGAUAUUUUGUUACAAUUCUUGUAAGAGAUGUUCCUGUUGUAUGUUUUUUGAAGGUUGACAAAAUACUCCAAACAAGGUGAUUCACUAACAGUCAAUUGCUACAUCCUAAUCUGAUAUCUUCUUUUCUUUCUUUUCUUCAAUCUUACACUCAAGUUGCUACUUGUAUCCCACUCCUAAAAUCUGUAGUUUCACAGGUAAAAGAAAAGGUAGAUCAUCACUAUUCACUAACAGUCGGACAAAUCCAACAAAAGCCA
Messenger RNA from Nelumbo nucifera (sacred lotus), 3415 nucleotides. RefSeq names its product putative disease resistance protein RGA3. The record is from RefSeq and is a predicted model, not a curated record. Gene Ontology annotation, molecular function: ADP binding. NCBI's taxonomy places the organism in Eukaryota, Viridiplantae, Streptophyta, Magnoliopsida, Proteales, Nelumbonaceae.